Chaetomium fimeti is the source of this 2709-nucleotide messenger RNA. RefSeq names its product heat shock protein 70 family. Gene Ontology annotation, biological process: endoplasmic reticulum unfolded protein response. The record is from RefSeq and is a predicted model, not a curated record. Gene Ontology annotation, molecular function: ATP-dependent protein folding chaperone; ATP binding. The transcript is spliced from 6 exons. Gene Ontology annotation, cellular component: nucleus; cytoplasm; endoplasmic reticulum chaperone complex. Lineage: Eukaryota; Fungi; Ascomycota; Sordariomycetes; Sordariales; Chaetomiaceae. The coding region runs from base 325 to 2313 and encodes 662 amino acids.
GACGAAUGGGCCAGUGCGGAAGCGCGAGGUGGCUUAAGCCAGGAUAAGGACAGAUUUCCGGUUGCCCCAAAAAAACAAGGAGCCAACCUUCAAAAGGCUGAACUUGCUUCCGCUCCAACUUCCCUCUCCCGUUUCACCAACCACCUCACUCGACGACGCCGGAAUCCUCGAGUUCCUCUUCAUCUACUUCCUGACCAUUAGCCCGGUAGGAACGGUUCGAGGCGAGCGCGGCUUCAUUUCUUAACACCCUUCUCACCGCCUGCAAGCAGUAGCGCAAAGAGGGUUGUCGUUUGUUCUCUUCUUUUUUACCACACAGCUUUCGACAUGGAGAGUCGAUCGCGGAGCUGGGCCCUCGGCCUGAGCUUCAUUGGGUUCUUUGCCCUCCUCUUCUCUCUGGGCUUCGUCCAGCAAGUCAAGGCGGACGAUGUCUCUGAGUACGGCACCGUCAUUGGUAUUGAUCUGGGCACCACCUACUCCUGUGUUGGUGUGAUGCAAAAGGGCAAGGUCGAGAUUCUGGUCAACGAUCAAGGAAACCGUAUCACCCCCUCUUACGUCGCCUUCACCGAGGAUGAGAGACUCGUCGGUGACGCCGCCAAGAACCAGGCCGCGGCCAACCCGUUCAAGACCAUCUACGACAUCAAGCGUCUGAUCGGCCGCAAGUUCUCGGAGAAGGACGUGCAGACCGAUAUCAAGCACUUCCCCUACAAGGUUGUUUCCAAGGAUGAGAAGCCGGUUGUCAAGGUCGAGGUUGGCGGCUCUGAGAAGACCUUCACCCCCGAGGAGAUCUCCGCCAUGGUUCUCACCAAGAUGAAGGAGACCGCCGAGGCCUACCUUGGCAAGAAGGUCACCCACGCCGUCGUUACCGUCCCCGCCUACUUCAACGACAACCAGCGUCAGGCUACCAAGGAUGCCGGCAUGAUCGCUGGUCUCAACGUUCUCCGUAUCGUCAACGAGCCCACCGCCGCCGCUAUCGCUUACGGCCUGGACAAGACCCAGGGCGAGCGCCAGAUCAUCGUCUACGACCUUGGUGGUGGUACUUUCGAUGUCUCGCUCCUGUCCAUCGACCAGGGUGUGUUCGAGGUCCUGGCUACCGCCGGUGACACCCAUCUUGGUGGUGAGGAUUUCGACCAGCGUCUCAUCAGCCACUUCGCCAAGACCUUCAACAAGAAGAACAGCGUCGAUGUUACUUCUGACGCCAAGGCCAUGGGCAAGCUCAAGCGUGAGGCCGAGAAGGCGAAGCGCACUCUGUCGAGCCAGAUGUCCACUCGCAUCGAAAUCGAGGCCUUCUUCCAGGGCAAGGACUUCAGCGAGACCCUGACCCGCGCCAAGUUCGAGGAGAUCAACGGCGACCUCUUCCGCAAGACCCUGAAGCCUGUCGAGCAGGUUCUCAAGGAUGCUAAGGUCAGCAAGAGCGAAGUCGAUGAUAUCGUCCUCGUUGGUGGUUCCACCCGUAUCCCCAAGGUCCAGUCCCUCAUCGAGGAGUUCUUCGGCAAGCCGGCCAGCAAGGGUAUCAACCCCGACGAGGCUGUCGCUUUCGGUGCCGCCGUCCAGGCUGGUGUGCUUAGCGGCGAGGAGGGUACUGAGGAGAUCGUGCUCAUGGAUGUCAACCCGCUCACCCUCGGUAUCGAGACCACUGGCGGUGUCAUGACCAAGCUCAUCCCCCGCAACACCCCCAUCCCCACCCGCAAGAGCCAGAUCUUCUCGACCGCCGCCGACAACCAGCCCGUGGUCCUCAUCCAGGUCUACGAGGGUGAGCGUUCCAUGACCAAGGACAACAACAUCCUCGGCAAGUUCGAGCUCACCGGCAUCCCCCCCGCCCCCCGCGGCGUUCCCCAGAUCGAGGUCUCUUUCGAGCUCGAUGCCAACGGAAUCCUCAAGGUCUCCGCCCACGACAAGGGCACCGGCAAGGGCGAGUCCAUCACCAUCACCAACGACAAGGGCCGUCUCACCCAGGAGGAGAUCGACCGCAUGGUCGCCGAGGCUGAGAAGUAUGCCGAGGAGGACAAGGCUACCCGUGAGCGCAUUGAGGCUCGCAACGGCCUGGAGAACUAUGCCUUCAGCCUGAAGAACCAGGUCAACGACGAGGAGGGCAUGGGCAGCAAGGUCUCUGAGGAGGACAAGGAGACCAUCCUUGACGCCGUCAAGGAGGCCCAGGACUGGCUCGAGGAGAACGCCGCUACUGCCUCCGCUGAGGACUUUGAGGAGCAGAAGGAGAAGCUCAGCAACGUGGCGUACCCGAUCACGAGCAAGCUGUACUCUGGUGGCGAGGCUGGUGGCGAGGAGGACGAGCCCGAGUCGCAUGACGAGCUUUAAUUACCUCGAUCCUAUUAGUAUCAUAGAGAUUCCCCCCGUUUUUGUUUUGAUGGCAUAAAAAAUGAAGCCUGCCCAGGUUUGGGGCUGGGUUUACUUACCUUUUGGUCUUGGGACCCUUGCCGGUAUUGUGUUUGUGUUUGGUCAACGGCAAGAGGGGAUGCAUGUUGCAUGUCGGUGGUGAGAUGAUGACGAGUGUUGUAUGUUGCGAGGGCUUGUACAAGUAUCAGUUGAGUCGCUAGUUGUGACAAUGCAUAGAAACUUUGACGAUCAAUAACUAGCUGCUUCGUUGAGUGAUUAGCCAGCAAAAAGAAGGGAAUGGUUGUUAUCUGUUGUGCCACGGCAACCAAACAAACGGACUGCUGUUCCCUCCAGAGUGAGAACGCGUCAACUGCCAUC